CGCUCGUCUCGUCAACCGGCUCGGCCAGAAUGUGCAGCCAUUUUGCGAGGCGAGGCUGGGCGCCACUUGAGGCCUGGUGAGUUGAUUGCGAGAAGCGCAUCGAUCGGCGCCUUUUUGAACGAGUCCCAAAGGCUGCUACCAGCGCUUGGUCGAUUGGCCGCGCCGGUCACUGUCGUCUCGCAUCGCCUCGCCUCGCCGUCCUGCGGAGACGCCUCCUCUCCGUCACGGGCACCGACCGACUCGGCGCCUCGCGAACAGGCGCUUCACGUCGCGAUGACCGGUCACCUCGCCACCAACCCGUCAGGGCCGGCCGGCCUCGGCGGCCGAGACGCGGACUUGGCCACCGCGGCACCUGCGUCACCGUCGGGACCCUUGUCGCCCGGCCACAAGCGCACACGCUUCCACCUUCAUUGCGUCAGAGCCACACGCCCAGGCUUUGGUUCGCCUUCCUGGGUGGCCUCUUCAUACAACAGGGUGUCUGACCAAGGGCGGACAAGUGCACAGACGCCUUGCCGGCGCGCGGGCCUGAGAGAGGGAGAGGCAGAGAGGCAGAAAGGCAGAGAGGCAGAGAGGCGUGCCGGCACGCGCUGUGGGCACACACACACACAUGAAGCGUAUCAAUUUGUUAACAGGAGCAUGGUCAAGAUGCCGGCCGGCUUGAUCGCCUCCCACUCGACGGGGUCGGCCGAGUUAUUGUUUGCAGCCUCGCCUGUCCGUUUGUCCGCAUGUCCGCCUGUCUGCCUGUCCGCCUGUCCUCAUGCCCGACGGGCACCCGCGGCCGCCGGUUCAGCUCGGCACAGCGUGCGCGCGCGCGCGCGCGCACACACACACACACACAACGCCUUCGUCAUGGUCAUUCUUCAUGCAACAUUUGCCCUCCGCCUGCGGCAUUCCGCUCUCCUCAACCGACUUGACGUGAGGCGUGCCGCUUUCCGGGGCCCCGCUGUCGCCGAAUCGGCCGGAGACAGGUCCGCAAUCGAGUUGCACACUGACGCUCGGCCAUGCUCGUGCGCGCCAUCGUUGGCGCAUUCGCCCGUUCACGUUCAUUCGCCACCGCACACACACACACACACACACACAGAACGGACGAUGGCAGAUCGUACUUAUUCAGGCGGGCAUAAAUGCCCUUUCCUCCUCCUCAAAGUGACGUAG
This is a messenger RNA of Protopolystoma xenopodis, 1152 nucleotides long. The record is from the annotation of a GenBank genome assembly. Lineage: Eukaryota; Metazoa; Platyhelminthes; Monogenea; Polystomatidea; Polystomatidae.